AGUCGUACGAGUUAAUACAAUCGACGUAAAGGUUAAGGGUCGCCUGCGUAACGUGUCAGCAGACUGUUACCAUACCGGUGUCUUCUAUUCCUCUGCUGACUCUUACACAAAUUGACACCUAUUUUUGGACUGGUACUUUAUCCCAUAAAAUGGCCACAAAGCGCGGGGAUAAACGAAACAGUGACGGCUUGGUUUUGUCAAAAGAGGAAGUGGGCGCUAAUGCUAAAGACUCCAUAGCAUCGACAGAUGGUCAUCAUGCUGCAGACAGCUCAGCACGCAUGUCUCUCCUCAUUCUGCUAGCUAUCUUCACCUGUUCAGCCUCAGUCAUGUAUCUGGUCUACAGGAACUUCCCAGAACUUUCAGAUGAUGAAAUGGAGAAAAUCAAGAUCCCCAAAGACAUGGAUGAUGCCAAAGCUUUGGGAACGGUGUUAUCCAAGUACAAAGACACUUAUUACAGCCAGGUUUUGGUGGCCUACUUUGCAACAUAUGUGUUCCUACAGACAUUUGCAAUCCCUGGAUCCAUUUUCCUCAGCAUCCUGUCUGGAUAUCUUUACCCAUUCCCCUUGGCUCUCUUCUUAGUCUGCUUGUGUUCAGGUUUGGGGGCUUCCUUUUGCUACAUGCUUUCCUACUUGGUAGGCCGACCCAUGGUCUACAAAUAUCUCACAGAAAAGGCCCAAAAGUGGUCUCAGCAGGUUGACAAGCAUCGAGAUCAUCUAAUCAAUUAUAUUAUUUUCUUGAGGAUAACUCCCUUCCUUCCCAACUGGUUCAUCAACAUCACCUCACCAGUCAUUAAUGUGCCUUUAGGGGUUUUCUUCAUUGGAACCUUUUUAGGUGUGGCGCCGCCAUCUUUUGUGGCCAUCAACGCUGGUACAACACUGUACAAACUGACGACAGCCGGUGAGGCCGUGUCCUGGAACUCUCUGGCCGUGCUCGGCGUCCUGGCUGUGCUCUCCAUAUUGCCUGUCUGCUUCCAGAAAAAGCUGCAGCAGAAACUAGAGUAGAUGACUAAAGACCUCAGCACCCGAUCUGCAGGCUGAUUCCACUCCCAGUAACACACCCCGCCCCCCCCCUCCUAUUUACUCCAAAUCCUUUGCCUCAGGAACGUGCGUCAAGUUGCUCUGCCUUGGUCACAAUUACUUGACAUCCCGGUGGGAGGUUCUCAUGGGACAAACAUGCCUCGAUGGUCCACACAGUGGCGGCUUCUUCCUGAUGUUUAUACUGGCCACCAUGGGCACAUGUUUUAUUUUUUGUGAAUUACUUUUCUGAUUGUGGCACACCCUAUAUAUUAGAGAAUGUUUUUUUAAGGCACUGCAAUUAAUGGCACUACUUUGUAGGAUGUUGAAUAGAAUCAAGCAUAAUAUUCAGCAUUGUUUUAGCCUCCUUUUUAAUUGGUUAUAGUGUUACUGCUUGCUAAAAACAACCUCACGUCACAGUAAAGUCCACCGCUGUGGAAUUCCCCCCAGUAAAUGACAUCAACAUCCUAUUUGCACCUAAACAUUCACUCCCUGUCAUGUUUUAGGAUUAUUUUUCUGUUUUGUCUGUCUCUUAUGGCUAAAAAGAAGAAGCAAUAACUGCCACGGUGUCACUGUUGUGUUAAACGUGAAGUUUAGUUUUUAAAUAUAUCUGGUGCUUGUAAAGUGCAGAGGAGGAAAUGAAGAUGUACAGUAAAGUGAAAAUGAAACUUGACCGUGACAUAGUAAACAGCUUUUGUUUAUUUGGUUGAGUUCUUCAGUUCUACCUCAUAAACAUGCCUGGAUCCGCUGCCACGUAGUACAGUAGUUUGUUUUUUGAAAUAACCAAAACUGGUGGAAUUUCAAAGCUACACAUCUGAACAAUAGGUUAAUACCCCCUUAAUUGGAAUUAUCUGGAAUGAAAUUUGUUUUAUGUUGAGUUUUGCUAAUAGGGAUGAUGAUGCACAACUGUAAAUCCACUACAGUCAUCCAGUAUAUAUAUUUGUGCCAACCAACUAUUUUGGAAGGUUUAAACCUUGUCCCAUUGUGUUGAUUAUAGUUUUUGAUUCUGUUUUUGCUGUACUGUACCAACUAAUGCAGUAAAUGUACACACAGGCAAUGUGUUUUAUAUAACAAGAUUGCUUUAAUUUUUAAAAUCUACUUAUUUAUAGUGUUGUCAGGUUUUGUUUGUAUUUUAUUCAUUUAGUCAUUUAAAUGUCUUAAUGUUGAAUCAUUUUCUAUAAGGGACUGUAAGAUAAAAAAAAAACGCAUUGCUACAAACAGAAGUGUGUAAAGCAUUGCUCUCAAAGUUUCCCUUUCGUUCACGAAUGAAUGAAAGAAAAUUUUCCUCGACAAUAUUGUAAUUUGUUUAAUGUUUCUCACAGGACUGACUUAGAAGGAAGCAAUGUUUUAUAGGGUCCUUUAAUUGGUAAACUGAUAAAACUGGAAAAUAAUGUCUUAAUAAAUAAACAAUAACAUUCUGCAUCAAA
Molecule: messenger RNA, 2440 nt
Organism: Doryrhamphus excisus (bluestripe pipefish)
Lineage: Eukaryota; Metazoa; Chordata; Actinopteri; Syngnathiformes; Syngnathidae
Gene: tmem41b
Product: transmembrane protein 41B
Biological process (GO): autophagosome assembly
Cellular component (GO): endoplasmic reticulum membrane
Source: RefSeq, a predicted model, not a curated record